AUGCUUUCACUUUUGGGCCUUUUGGCCAUGCUCAGUCUUCCAAUUAAACUACUCUUUGUGAUCAUCAAGUAUCCGUUCUUUGGGGGAGCCAACGAGAAAUUUAAAAACAGCUUAGGCAAAUCGUUGAAAUUGGAAUUUCUCCGUCUAGGAAUAGCCCUAUCAGUUAAAGAUGCCUUGUACGUUGGAAUCAUGAGUAAUUUUUUCAUCAUUAAUCGAUUUUUAAAAUUUUUGUACCCUGGAUUAACUAAGUUGAACAACUAUGGAAAGAGAUAUGAUAAGCAAAGUAUUUGGCUCGUUGAAGCUAAAAACAGGUCCAAAUCUGAUCCAAUCAUCAUCUAUUGUCAUGGAGGUGGAUAUUUCUUGGAAACACACCCGUCUCAACUCGAAACAGUAUUGGGGUUGUACCAUUUACUUGAAGACGAAAAGAAACAGAAAACUUCGAUAUUGAUACUUGAAUAUGGUUUAGUGGGUAGAGGAAAUCUCGUGGGCUCACAAUUAUACGAAUUGGUUGCCACCUAUGACAAAUUGGCUUCAGAAGGUAAUGACAAUAUUGUAUUGAUGGGAGAUUCAGCAGGAGGAAAUUUGUCCAUUGUCUUGUUACAGUAUCUCAGGCAACAAAAGAAUCCAAAAUUGCCGUGGCCAAGAUCAACGGUUUUGAUUAGUCCAUGGGUGAAGGUUAUCCCCGAUGAUUAUCAACUAACUCCCGGCCAUUCAUUUCAUGAAAAUAAGGAUCGUGAUUUGCUUCAAGCUCGGAUUUUCACUGAAGACCGUCGUGUUGACUUGCUUGGAGAUAUCAACCAUGCUGACCUUUUAAUAUCACCAGGAAAUCUUGAAUACAAUGCAAGUGACUGGAGUGAUAUCCCCACUUUGAAUGACGGAGGUUACUCGUCAUUUAUCAUUCUCGGAGAACAUGAAGUCUUUCGAGAUGAUAUACUAGAGUGGGCCAAAUAUGCAGUUCGGUCACCUUUGGUGUCACAGCCUGAUUCAAAUGGGGUAUUUGAUACCAAAGUGCAUGAGUACAAGACAAAUGAUGAGAAUGAUGCCUAUCUUGAUAUUGUUGUCGAACCUUGGGGCAUUCACGAUUCCGUUUUGUGUUUUGAAAACACCAUUACUGGCGAAUUAUCCAAGAAUCUGCAAUUGAAGGUAAAUGAUUUGAAUAAAGCGGAAUAUUUUGGUGUUAUCAAGAUAGUGGAGUUCUUGAAUAAGACGUUAGUUGUUUGUAAAGACGAGGAAAAACUGCGACCCUCUGGCUAUGCAAAGAGGUCGCGAGUAGAAGGAGUAUCCGCUGGUUAG
Molecule: messenger RNA, 1293 nt
Organism: Lodderomyces parapsilosis
Lineage: Eukaryota; Fungi; Ascomycota; Pichiomycetes; Serinales; Debaryomycetaceae
Exons: 1
Coding region: 1-1293 (430 amino acids)
Source: RefSeq, a predicted model, not a curated record